AUGUUCGUCUUACCACCUCCCCCGCCCCGCUAUACCAUCCCCGUCGCUUAUCAGGCGGGUGCGGCAAAUGGUAUGGCGGUUCCAGUCGUCGAAACCAACAACACCAUCACCCAUCCCGAAGGUGGAUGUCCAUUACAGGUCGGAGAAGCCCUGUUUCUUGCGUCAACGGUUGACUUCGACGUGCUAACUCGAGACGUCGCUGCAGGAACCUAUACACUCAAAGACGACCUUCUCCUGGCAACACCUCCACCUCAUCCAUCCGAAGCUCCAAUAGUGAAUCCGAACCCUCUUGCAACAGUUCCAUCGCCUCCGACCUGCGGAGUCAAGCUGUCUUUGGUCAGCCUCGAUCCUCGCAAGAAACCUCCCACCUUCUUGAAGGCUGCUGUUGUUGCCCCUCAAUUUGGUGAUGGAAAUCCAGCACUUGCACCGCCCGCUCCGCCAGCUAAGGAAAAGGAUGCGCAGAAAAGACGAAAGCCUAAAAACAACAUUAUCAAGAGCAGUUCCUCAUUUGUUUCUCGAGUCAUCACCCACGAGACCUCCACAAAGCGACUGAAUGACCGCGACCAAAACGGUGUUUUAGCCUUUGCCAACAUCAACCGAGCAUUCCAGUGGCUUGAUCUUUCCUCAGCACAAAAAGAGGAACACCUCACCAAAGUUCUUUUUACCAAAGCCCACAUGCUGUGCCACGACAUCAACGAAAUGACCAAGACUUCGUCCCAUUUGGACAUUGUGAUGGGCUCUUCUGCCGGCGAUAUCAUCUGGUAUGAGCCUAUGUCGCAGAAAUAUGCUCGUAUCAAUAAGAAUGGAGUGAUCAACAAUUCUCCAGUGACCCACAUUAAAUGGUUGCCCGGGUCUGAGAAUCUCUUCCUUGCGUCUCAUGCCAAUGGUGUUCUGGUGGUCUAUGAUAAGGAGAAGGAGGACGCCUUGUUUUCCCCUGAAACUCUGGCACACCCCGAGAAAGACCAAAGUCGGCUACCUCUUGAAAUCUUGAAAUCCGUGGAUUCGAGAAACCAAAAGUCGAACCCCCUUUCUCUAUGGAAGCUCGCCAAUCAGAAGAUCUCACAAUUUUCAUUCUCUCCGGAUCAGAGGCAUCUAGCCGUUGUCUUGGAGGAUGGAUCUCUUCGUCUGAUGGACUAUCUGAAAGAAGAGGUGCUCGAUAUCUUCCGCAGCUACUACGGAGGCCUAAUUUGUGUUUGCUGGUCCCCAGACGGAAAGUACAUCGUCACAGGUGGCCAAGAUGACCUCCUCACAAUCUGGUCAUUCCCAGAGCGCAAAAUCGUCGCAAGAUGCCAGGGCCACAACUCUUGGGUCUCAGCAGUAGCUUUCGACCCAUGGCGCUGCGACCAGAAGACUUAUCGGUUCGGCAGUGUCGGCGACGAUUGUCGGUUGCUGCUGUGGGAUUUCAGCGUGGGCAUGCUCCACCGACCACGCGCGCAUCACCAAAACUCAACCCGGCAGCACCGAAGUAGUAUCGUUGGGCCUGGCUCACUGUCCAUGCAUCGCAACCGGACCGAUAGCGGUGGCACCAGGUUUAGAUCCGACUCAGAUCGAACUGAUAAGUUCAUCGAUGGGGAUAUAGACCACGUGGAGAACCACCCAGUUGAGCCCCGAUCGCGGACUGCGUUGUUGCCGCCGAUCAUGUCCAGAAUUGUCGGCGAAGAUCCAAUCUGCUGGCUCGGCUUCCAGAAUGAUUGUAUUAUGACAUCCUCGCUUGAAGGUCACAUCCGCACCUGGGACCGACCCAGCGACAGCGUUAUUCACGCAUGA
This is a messenger RNA of Penicillium maclennaniae, 1767 nucleotides long. RefSeq names its product WD40 repeat domain-containing protein. The record is from RefSeq and is a predicted model, not a curated record. Gene Ontology annotation, molecular function: protein binding. Gene Ontology annotation, biological process: carbon catabolite repression of transcription. The transcript has 7 exons. Lineage: Eukaryota; Fungi; Ascomycota; Eurotiomycetes; Eurotiales; Aspergillaceae. Bases 1 to 1767 code for a protein of 588 amino acids. Gene Ontology annotation, cellular component: cell division site; nucleus; cell tip.